GACCGAUUAUGGAAAAAAAAUCGCAAACCGUCCAGUGAUAUCUGCAUUGGAUCGGAUCUCAAUAGGAAUUGGAAUUUUCGAUGGAAUUCUACUGGCUCUAGCAACAAUCCUUGCGAUGACGAUUAUCCCGGAAGUGAGCCAUUCUCCGAAAUAGAGAUAAAAAGCAUAUUUAAUUAUAUGCUGGAAUCCAAUAUCGAUCAUUAUUUUAAUACGUAUAUUUCGCUCCACGGUUUUUCUCAACAAUUGCUGUUUCCUAUCACUACGAAUUUAUCUGACGCCUAUUAUGAAAAAUAUCUUCACGGUCAGAUGAUAACUAAGGCUCUUCAACGGAGGUACCAUACCCAAUAUGAGAUAGGAACAACUGACGAACAUAGGUUGAGUGGUUCUAGCGUAGAUUACCUCUUCCAUGAUUUCCGUAAACCUAUUGUAUUUCUCUACAAAUUGCGCGAUAAGGGUCAAUACGGUUUCUUGUUACCACCUCAGCUGAUUAUUCCGACUGGAGAAGAGACUCUAGAUUCUCUUACUGCUGUAAUGCUUUAUGAAGGAACUUAUGGAGAAAUGAUGGAACAGUGAAUUUUUGUUGUUAUAGUAUAUAAAUCUAUUGUUAUUGAUUAUAUAUUUUUAUUUGAUAAAUAAGAGAUUUGUUGCAUAAAGAAACAUUUUUAUAUAAUCUAUCGA
Temnothorax curvispinosus is the source of this 678-nucleotide messenger RNA. Its product is annotated as zinc carboxypeptidase-like. Gene Ontology annotation, biological process: proteolysis. Gene Ontology annotation, molecular function: zinc ion binding; metallocarboxypeptidase activity. The annotation marks the transcript as partial. The transcript is spliced from 4 exons. The record is from RefSeq and is a predicted model, not a curated record. Lineage: Eukaryota; Metazoa; Arthropoda; Insecta; Hymenoptera; Formicidae.